CAAACGUAAACGUAAACAAAGUCGUGUUCGGGCGAUCGUGCGUUGCUACAUGUUCUGUGAUAUUCUGUGAUUUUUUGUACAACAUCCUGCUAAAAAUGGCAUCGUUCAAGCCAGAAAAGCAGCUACAUCCACCGGAGAAAGGGUCAGACUUUGCAUUUCCCUUUCUGCCGUACGAUAUUCAGUUAGAUUUUAUGAAGACACUCUACACGGUGAUACACAGCGGAGGUAUCGGUAUCUUCGAAAGCCCUACUGGAACCGGAAAAUCGUUAAGUUUAACCUGUGGCACCCUAACCUGGCUGAAAGAUUAUGUUCGACUGAUGGAAGCGGAGCUGCAGGAAAAGAUUGUGCGAUUGCGAGCUGAAAUAGCCCGUCUGGAGAAGGAGAACGAGAGCUCCAGCGAUUGGAUCUCGGGACAGUACAGCGCAAUGGGCCAACGAAAGGAGUUGGAUGUGCUGAAUCAUUUCAAGCAAUCGAUUGAAGAGUAUCAGAAGCAUCUGCUGCGGAUGAAGGAUCGUGCGGUGUUGCACAAGAUUCGGUUGGAGAAGAUUCGUACCAAGGAUGACACGUUGAGGGAAGAACCGCUCCAGCAGGAUGUCACAAUCGAUGAGGACGAGUUUUUGCUCCCGGAAGAAAGUGACGGCAGCGAUGAAGAAACCGAAGCCGAUUGUGAGAAGGACGAGGAGCAAUACCGUCCAGUGCAGGUGAUAUUUUGCAGUCGUACACAUUCGCAGCUCUCGCAAGUUGUUAGCGAAGUGAAGGAAACGGAACAUUCCAAGGAUCUUCGACUGAUGUCGCUCGCCUCACGCCAAAGUCUUUGCAUUAAUGCGGAUGUACGCAAGCUAAAGUCGAGUACGCUGAUCAACGAGCGGUGUCUGGAGUUGCUGAACAAAGGGGGAAAGAAUAAAGCAAGUGCCGGCGACGAAGGCGACGAUGGGCGAAGUGUCAAGAAACGAAGAAAGCUUACCCAAUCGUGCCCCUACUACAAUCAGCGUGCAAUAGAAGGAUUGAAAAAUGGCAUCCUAUUCGAAGUGCCCGACAUCGAGGACUUGGUAAAGGCGGGAAAGCGCGAACAAGCGUGUCCUUAUUACGCCUCCCGCGCCGCUAUUCCCGAUGCACAGGUGCUGAUGGUUCCCUACCAGCUGAUCUUGCACCGGCGCACACGCCAACAGUCCGGCAUUCGUCUGCAGGAUGCGAUCUUGAUCAUCGACGAGGCACACAACCUGCUGGACACGAUUUCAGCCAUACACAGUCAGGAAGUGCGGCUGGAGCAGCUGCGUCUGGCAAAGGUGCACCUUUCCGCCUACAAAGCUCGGUACUUCUCGCGCUUCUCCACGAAAAACCUGCUUCGCAUCAAUCAGCUCAUCUUCAUUGCCACGCGGCUGGGUAAAGUGUUGUCCCCAGAGGGGAGCAGCACCAAUCGAUCUCGUAUGCUCGAAACACAGGAGCUGUUACUCGAGGCGGAUGUAUUUAAUUUGAACUUAUCGGACAUACUUUCGUUCUGUGAGCGAUCGCGCAUUGCGCAGAAGGUGCACGGGUUCGCCCAGAGCGCAGCGCCGGAACUGCUGGAACAGAAUGCGCCAUCCAUUCGGUCGAAGGUCGGCACGACAUCGAAAGGAUCAACUAGUGAGCUGAAAUCACUUCUGAAAAAUCUUGAAGAAGACUACAAAAGUAAAUCACAAAAGAAGAAAGCAGGCCGACCAGCGUCCAAGCAGGCUGUGGAGUCUGCUCCUGUUAGCAACCAGGAAAACGAUCAACAGUUGCAAAGCAAACCUUCUGUCACAAAUGCGAUUCGGCCGUUGAUAAACUUUCUCGAGUGUCUGGUGGAGGAUGCCGGUGGUGGAAGUGGUGAUAGUCGGGUGAUGAUUUCGUUCGAUGAGAAGGAUCUGUCGCAGGCGAGCAUGAAGUAUCUGCUGUUGAAUCCGGGUGGAAAGUUUGAGGACAUCGUUCAAAGCUGUCGUUCGGUUGUGCUGGCCGGUGGUACGAUGCAACCGACCGAAGAGCUGACGGAACAGGUAUUUCGCAACUGCCGGGAGCGAGUAACGAUUAAAAGCUAUCCACACGUGGUGCCGAAGGAUGCCGUCCUUCCGAUCGCACUUGGUCGAGGGCCGACCGGGAAAGAGUUUCUGUUCAACUACAACAACAAGCACAAUGUGGAAAUGCUCGAUGAACUUCAGUCAACGUUGCUAAACAUCAGCCAGGUUGUGCCGCACGGUGUGGUGGUGUUUUUCAGCUCGUACGACUUUCUCGACCUGUUCACCCGAAAGCUGGAGGAGUCGGGCAAUCGGGCACGGCUGGAAGAGCGCAAGAAAGUGUUCCGUGAGCCAAAAACGUCCGGUCAGGUGGAGAAAACUCUGUCCGAGUACGGCCGGGCAGCACGUUCGGCAACCGGGGCCAUACUGUUCAGUGUGGUCGGGGGUAAGCUUAGCGAAGGGUUGAACUUUUCCGACCAGCUCGGGCGCUGUGUGGUGGUGGUGGGAUUGCCCUAUCCGAAUCGUACCAGCCCGGAGCUGUGCGAAAGGAUGCGCUACCUGGAUCGUAGUUUGGCCGGUGCCACGUCCGGUGCGUCCUCCGCCGGAAACGAGUACUAUGAGAAUCUUUGCAUGAAAGCCGUCAAUCAGUGCAUUGGCCGUGCUGUGCGCCAUAUACGGGACUAUGCUGCGGUGAUACUGCUCGACACUCGGUACUGUACCGGCGAGCGCAUUCGUCGAAAGCUGCCCGUGUGGAUUUCGGAGCGAAUGGAGUGCGCCGAACGGUACGGGCAGGCGCACGGGAAGUUGGUGAAAUUUUUCCGCGACCAUAAAGCUAAACACGUGGAAGAAACUCAUUGAAAGCGAUGCGUAUUUUCGGAUGAAACGUGCGCAGUAAGUACAAUCAAAGCCCCCUCCUUCUGUGGGAGGGAUAGUUGCUGUUAUAUUGGGCUAUUUUAGUCCGAUGUUGUUUAUGUGUAUAUAUUUUUUCUCCUUCAUGGUUUCGAUUUCGUGACACAGCUUGGUUUUUUUAAAUGUGGUUGCGCUUUGAAACACUUUUACCAUUUUACGAUACGAGAUAAUAACGCGUCUGCUUGUUUCGUUUUUGUUGUUUCUGUUCUCUUAACACACACUACAUCGCGUUUGAUACUGAUUCAUCACACGAGCAUUAUCGAACAUUGUGAGGCUUGGUAUUGCUGCACAUUUGCUGAUUUGUAAAUAGACUUACACACUUGCCCAACAUGUAUAUCGACCGAUUUGAAUUAUUAUUGAUUGUUUUUUGCAAUCUUUCUAACAAGGCGGAAGAAUAUCGUGACUCAUUCUCGUUUCCUUUUUAAAUCCUCUCAAGGCUUUCCUUUCCCAUUCUAAUCGUUUCUGUGCUGUUGUCAGCUAUGCUGUCAUAUACCCUUUUGCGUACUAAGUUUGCGGGUUGAUGUAAGACACAUUAGCAACAGUUAUGCGCGAACACCUCCCUGGUUUACUGUGUGUGUGCGUAUGUUUUGUGCGUACAUGGAAGCUGCGACGAAUAUGCUGAGGCUUUGAGACAAAUGGGCCACACAAAGACAUUGUGAACGUUAGUUUAGGACAGUGGACACACUAACGGUCACUGUAGAGACAACACAAUACUGUUUAGUGUGCAUUCUGUUUAUCGUUAACAUUUUUACUCCUUUUUACAUUACACGAUAGCUAUGCUGUUACUAGAAUGCUUCCUAAGGCAGCCCUUUCGUUCGCUUGUAUUGUAGCAUAUUCUUUUUUUCCCUUUAUUGCCUUACGCAUAUUUGUUUUUGCAUUAACAACAGAAGCACACAAGAUACGGGAUAGAAAGACAAUGUUAGCUUCUUUAUUCCAAGUACAGACGUUUGGUUAUAAAUAUUGUACUUCAUUUGAUGGCUCCAGGCUCCAGGCAAACACUUGCAAUGGUUCCAAGGAUCGAUCCUAGAGUGCGUGAAAGUGAUGGCUGUCUUUUAGCUUCCAAACGGAUUAUGAUCCAUUCUACUGUCUUUACUGUGUGUUGGUGUGUGUUGUGCGCGCACAAAGCGAUUAAGUUGUGUCAGGGGAGGAGAUUUUCGUAUUCGAUGUGAGUCUUUUUUCUGAUUUUAACCACUUUUUGUUCUGUUUUUCUUUUCUGCCCGUAUGCAACGGCGGUGCGUUUCGUUCGCCAACGGUGAACACACGAGGCCAACGGUAGCCAGGUACAAAGUAGAAUAAUAAAUUUCAUUCGAUAGUUUUCGCUUCCCCGUGCGCAUACGAAAUAACGUGGACAGAGGUCGACUAGCCGCGGCGCUUGGGAUCGUUGGAAGCUUCUUCCUGUUCUAUUUUUGGGUCAAAGAACGCUCUAGGGAAAAUUGGGUGUACUUUUAAGGAAAAGCUCUAUUGAUUUUACGAUCCACUGAAUGAAAUUAAGAGUAUCAAAUAUCGUAA
This is a messenger RNA of Anopheles gambiae (African malaria mosquito), 4388 nucleotides long. RefSeq names its product ATP-dependent DNA helicase DDX11. The coding region runs from base 96 to 2828 and encodes 910 amino acids. Gene Ontology annotation, cellular component: nucleus. Gene Ontology annotation, molecular function: ATP binding; hydrolase activity, acting on acid anhydrides, in phosphorus-containing anhydrides; DNA binding. The transcript has 3 exons. Lineage: Eukaryota; Metazoa; Arthropoda; Insecta; Diptera; Culicidae. Gene Ontology annotation, biological process: establishment of sister chromatid cohesion; nucleobase-containing compound metabolic process. The record is from RefSeq and is a predicted model, not a curated record.